This is a messenger RNA of Helicoverpa armigera (cotton bollworm), 1867 nucleotides long. Its product is annotated as luciferin 4-monooxygenase. The coding region runs from base 179 to 1813 and encodes 544 amino acids. Gene Ontology annotation, molecular function: long-chain fatty acid-CoA ligase activity. Gene Ontology annotation, biological process: long-chain fatty acid metabolic process; fatty-acyl-CoA biosynthetic process. The transcript is spliced from 12 exons. The record is from RefSeq and is a predicted model, not a curated record. Lineage: Eukaryota; Metazoa; Arthropoda; Insecta; Lepidoptera; Noctuidae.
UCAGAACACUGAGUACGGCACAGUAGUGCCUAAAGUCUAGAAAAUUUUGUAAUUAUCAAAGUUUUUGUUUUAAUAUAUUUUUAUCAACAGUGAUUAUUUUAUUAAUUGCUUCUGUUGUGCAAGUGCAUACAAGUUAAUUAAAGAAAUAUUUUAGCGUGAGUUAAUAGAAAAAACGACAAUGGCUAAACGUCCUUUCGAUUUAGUCCAUUUUUAUAUGAAUGAAGUUGGAGCUCGAUUAGUAGCGAAGACUGGGAUCCCAUCAGACAGACACCAUGUUGGGAAACUCACUCUGCAGGCUUUGAAGGAAGAUCCUGACUUUGUACUGCAGAUUGAUGGGGCAACAGGAGAAUCAGAAACCAACGGCUCAGUGUUAGACAGGAGCAUCCGAUGCGCCAUCUCUCUCACUGCGCUGGGACUGAAGAAGGGAGAUGUCAUGGUGCUCAUGGGACCAAACCAUUUAGACUUCUGUAUACCUCAUAACGCUGCUCUCUAUCUUGGCAUCAUGGUAGCUUGUAUUGAUGAUACUUUGAAUGUCAACGAAUUAAAAGAACUAUUCCAUGUGAAUAUUCCAAAGAUAAUCGUCGCUCAAAGCGUAAGGACAUCAGAUAUUGAGAAGGCAUUAAACCUGGCUGAAGUGGACGCCAAGAUUGUGACCUUCGAUGAAAGUAACCAUACAACAUUGGCACAACUACUGGAGGUGUCAAAUAAGAAAGCGAUUAAAGAUUUCCAAGCAACAGACUUCGACCCUGAAGAAACGGUAGCUUACCUGACAUCAACCAGCGGUACCACAGGAGUGCCCAAGACAGCUAUGCUGACACACAAGAAUAUUGUUUUCGGUGUACCAAACAUGUGGACAAUGUUCGAAAAGUUCCCCACACCAACAAGACUGGUGCUGGUGAUCUCACCAGCGCAGUGGCUGUCAGCUGGCUUCCACUACCUGUUCUCCGCAAUCCUCAAGUACCCGCGGCUGCAAACAUCAGCACCAGUCACUCCCGAUCAUUUUGCUGACCUUGUUAAUAAGUAUAAACCUACCUACGUAGCAAUGAGUCCUAAUCUGAUGACGACGAUGAUGGCUCAAGCUAAAUGUGACUUCACCUGCUUCGAGCAUGUCAUACUUGGAGGUAGCGCUGUGGCCCAAGAGCUGGUGGAAGAAGUCAAGCAAAUAACGAAAACGGAAAACGUAUACAGUUUGUACGGUAUGAGUGAGUUGAGCGGGCCCGUCGUGCAGCACGAGUACCCACCAGCUCCAGGGUCGAGUGGCAGACCUAUUGGUAGCGUAGCAUUAAAAAUAGUGGAUCCCUCAACUAAUGAAGAUAUUACGGAACCCAAUAUUCCAGGUGAAUUGUGGGUUAAAGGACCCAAUGUGUUUAAGGGAUACUACAACAACCCGGAGGCAACAAAAGAGACAUUCACAGAAGACGGCUGGUUAAGAACAGGUGACAUUUUAUACAGAGAUGACUCGUGGAACCUGUUCUUUGUGGAGCGUUACAAGCUGCUGCUGAAGUACAGAAACCAUCAAGUAUCUCCAGCGGAGAUCGAAGAAGUAAUAAUGAAGCACCCUGGCGUGUUCCACGUGGCGGUGACAGGGAUACCUGACAAGGAGUGCGGGGACCUGGUGGUGGCGUGCGUUGUGCCCAAACCUGGCUGCAGCCCCACCGCGCAGGAGAUCAAGAACUUGGUUAAAGAAUCACUGACGGACUCGAAGCAACUGAGAGGAGGUGUGAUCUUCAUGAAGGAACUGCCGACGACCAGCACUUCUAAAGUCAACAGGAAGAAACUCAAGGAAUUGGUGCUGACUUUGAAAAGGGAAUAAAACUGUUACUUCAUUUAAAUUGUAUGUACUUAGAAAAAUUGUUACAGUCAUGAU